Molecule: messenger RNA, 1861 nt
Organism: Gekko japonicus
Lineage: Eukaryota; Metazoa; Chordata; Lepidosauria; Squamata; Gekkonidae
Gene: CA11
Product: carbonic anhydrase XI
Exons: 9
Coding region: 1-906 (301 amino acids)
Molecular function (GO): zinc ion binding; carbonate dehydratase activity
Source: RefSeq, a predicted model, not a curated record
AUGGUGCAGUUUGUCCCUGCAAAGACCUACGAGGACUGGUGGGCGUACAAGGAGACUCUUCAUGGUAGCUUUGUGCCAGGUCCUCCAUUCUGGGGUCUGGUGAAUUCCGCAUGGAGUCUCUGCGCCAUUGGCAAACGCCAGUCGCCCCUGGAUGUGAACACAAGCCAAAUGGUGUUUGACCCUUUCCUCCUUCCUCUUCGCCUCAGCACAGGUGGGAAGAAGGUCAGUGGUACCAUGUACAACACGGGACGGCACGUGUCCUUUCGUCCAGAUCCACUGCAGCUGGUCAACGUUUCCGGAGGGCCUCUUCUGUACAGCCACCGGCUCCAGGAGAUACGCCUGCAUUUUGGCGGCGAAGACAGAUUUGGCUCCGAGCACUGGAUUGACGGCGAGAGCUUUUCUGCCGAGGUGGUCCCAGCCCCUUCUCAGCCCACCCUGUUGACAUUCAGCGUCUAUGUUAUUUCAAUCUUUGCUAAUGUCGGACCAAGCCCUAACCCAUUCCUGACCAGGCUAUUAAACAGAGAGACCAUUACCCGGAUCUCCUAUAAAAAUGAUGCCUACCUUCUCCACGACCUGAGUCUUGAGGAUCUUUACCCUGAGACGUUCGGUUUCAUCACCUACCAGGGAUCCAUGUCGACCCCUCCAUGCUACGAAACGGUCACCUGGAUCCUCAUUGACCGACCCAUCAACAUUACCUCCGUCCAGAUCCACUCCCUUCGCCUUCUCAGCCAGAACCUUCCUUCCCAAAUUUUCCGAAGCAUGAGCGAUAACUCAAGACCCCUCCAGCCCCUCUUACAACGAAGCCUCCGGAGCAACCGAGACCUGCGGCGCCCCACACGGCGGUGCAAAGGGGCCAACUACAAACUACACGUCGAUGGCGCACGGCCCUCCAAAACUGUCAUGUAGAGAGGCCCCGUCGCAGCCAAUGUCGUCCUGUUGAAUGUUCAAGGGUGUCUGUCGCUCCCUCAUAAUUUCAGUCGCUUACUGAGGAAGCCACAGUCUCCCAAUGCUGUGUCGCUCUGCCUCCCCUCAUAUGAAGGGGAAUUAUGCGGCAUGCCUUUGAACACCACAUCGGACUGUCUGUAUCAGAGGCGUUUGGAGCAUCCCUUCUUCCCUUAUAUCGCUUCCAGAGAGUUUGAAAAAAAUUUAGGCAGACUGUGGUACAACCCAGUUUAACAGACUACCUUUAAAAGGGAAGAGGCCCUACAGGAGCUCAUGAAGGGAGAAUUUUGCCAUUUUACAUUGCUUCCCUGUAAUCCCAAAAGCGAAUGAUUGAACAUCAAAGGUACCCUAAAUCUCUAUACAUCCCAAAUGUUAGGGAGAGAGGAGUACACACACAGAGAGAAAGUGCCCGAAAUGUUGUGCAGGCCAGCCAAACCAUAUUUGGCAGAAGAGUAUAACAUGCACAGGAAUGUACCCCGAAACCUCAUUAUAUUUGGUGGGGCAAAUAACCAGAGUUCUAUCCUCGUGGUGUCCGAAUGCACACCAAGGUAUUGGCAGGACAUCCUGUGAGUUUGGGCAGACCAUGAGGUAUGAGAAUAAAAGCAGGAUUGUGCCUCAAAAUGGUAAAUGGCCUGAAUAAUGUAUGGAUUGCGGAAAUGUUAGGGGGGGGGAUGCAUAGAAGGAAAGCACUCUAAAGACACCUAGGAAUGACCUCCACAAAUUCUGAUCCUCUCUCAUGACUUUGGGAGAAGAAUACUUGAAACUUCACCCACUUUGUGGUGUGAAUUUGGGGGAGUCUAGGGUAGGAAAGAGAAGCCUACCCCCAAAUUCUCUUCUUAGCACAGCCUGGGAAGUUUGGGGGCUGGGUGAGAGAACAGUGAUACACUGGAAUAUGAUCACAACUUCUGAAUGGCCUCCA